AUGAUAUCUAGAAAAGGGCAGAAAGCUAUUAAUGAAGGGGUGGUGGGUAAAUACGUAAAAAAAGAUACUCCUCCAGAUUUACCAAUUAUAAAUGUUUGGACAACUGGAAAUAAUAGAAGACCACGUAGCCAGCCGUUCGGAGCCAGUGAUGGAAACACACAGAGCAUUGAAAAUAAAUUUGGUAAAGCCCAAACAAUGAGUGGUCAUGCAGGAAAAUAUACACCUAGUGAAUCUGUACCAAACUUAGCUCACAGAUUUGCCAGUUUGUCUACUGCAAGUGACACAGCAAGUACUUCAAGCCACUUCAACUCACAGUUUCAUUUAGACAAUAAUUUGGCUUCCCAUUCAACCUUGAAUGAAAUUGAUGAUUCCUUUAGUCGCCAGACUAGUCAUCGUUAUUAUAGGCAAAUACAACCAGAAGAUCCUAUUUAUCAAAAUCAACAGCAGGUUCAACAACAAAAGCAGCAACAGUAUAGUUCACGUGAAUCAAGUAUGCCUCGGAUAUCUUCUAACUUGAGCUUAACCCCCUGUCUUCAUCCUCCAUCACCCCAUUCAAUUCGAAUUCAUUGUACUGACUCAUACUCAACAGCAAGUCCAUCAUCUCCAAUUUAUUCUAAUUAUGUCAAUACCCCUGCUCUUCCAUAUCAUAACAAGGGUCAUGGAGGCAACAUCAUAUCUUCUAGUCAAGGAUCGGAUGAAUGUGAGCUACCAUUGCCGCCUGGCUGGUCAGCAGACCGCACGCUGCGUGGCCGUCGCUAUUACAUGGACCAUAACACGCAAACCACGCACUGGACGCACCCACUUGAAAGCGUUCCUCGGCCCUGGCAUCGCGUCUCCACACCACAUCAUGGAGUAUAUUAUUUUAAUGAAAUUACCCAUCAAACCACAUACGCCCACCCAUGCUUAGUAGGAGGAUGCUACUUGGUUAGCCCCCUUGUGCCAACCCUGGUUCCACCUUAUUUGUUAGAAGAAAUACCACAUUGGCUGAUUGUUUACUCAAAAGCCGAUCAAGAAUUGGACCAUAAACUGAGGUGGAACAUGUUCCGUUUAAGCGAGCUUGAUUGUUAUUCAGACAUGUUGACUAGACUUUAUAAACAAGAACUUCAACUUAUUGUGAUGAAAUAUGAACAGUAUAGAUCUGCUUUACUACAAGAACUUGAAAGGAGGAGACAUGCUAAGUCAUGUCAUGCACAUUCAAAUUAU
Molecule: messenger RNA, 1203 nt
Organism: Brenthis ino (lesser marbled fritillary)
Lineage: Eukaryota; Metazoa; Arthropoda; Insecta; Lepidoptera; Nymphalidae
Source: the annotation of a GenBank genome assembly